AUUUGCUAACCAACCUCCUAAGGUCUUGAACAUCAUCUGAAAAUAGAGCCCACUGUCCCCCCUUCAAGAUUUGAUUCUAUGCAGGCUUUUCUCUGCUUUCAAGAGAUGAACAACUUCUAAAAGUUCUCAGCUUUUGGGUAUGCCUCUAAUCUAUUAUCUUAAGAGCCCAAAAGGAAAUUUUGCAGCUUCUGGAUUUGUUCUGGGUGUUUAUUAGUGAAGAAUUAUAGCUUAAUGGUAGGUGGUUGCCGAGAUCCUAAAUUUAAGUCUCGUGAGUCUCAAUUCCCUCUCCCCCACCCUUCACCUCGCUAGGUUUCAAGUGGUAUAAUUAUCCAACUUACAGAAAGAAGAAAUAAAUAAAUAGAGAUGAUGGCAAUGGAAAUUGCCGCAUGUGCGAUUCUACUCUUUGUGGGUAUUGCAGUUUUGGUGAUAAUCCAUAUUUGCAUUGCUGGGAGAGCUAUGAGAAGGGGAUUCAGCAAUAGCAGUUUGGCUGUUCAAACAAGAAGUGCCAUUAGAGUCCCAAGGAUGGGCCAGGAGGAGAUGAAGGAACUGCCUUGUUUUGAUUACAAAGUGGAAGAGACAGGCGGCAGCAACAACAAUAUUAAUGGUUGUGAUGCUGCUGCAGCUGCUGUUUCUGCAAUGGAAGUUGAAUGUGCUGUUUGCUUGGAGAAUUUUAGGGCGGGUGAGAGAUGCAGGCUGCUUCCUAAUUGCAAGCACAGCUUCCAUAUUCAGUGCAUCGAUUCAUGGCUGUCAAAGACGGCUGCUUGUCCUAUUUGCAGAAGAGAUGCCAGUUUGGUGAAGAUUGGCAGUUCAAGAGAGACUGCAGCUGCGGUUCAUGAAUUGUUGUAGAUUGUUUGAAGAUCGGUAGUAUCAAACCCAAAUCGGAAUUUCCAAAUAUUUCCUUUUGCAUUGUUUCACUUUCAUUGUUGAUUCUUCUUUCAAAUUGUUUCCUAGAUUAGAGAUUUUGCAGUUUUUUAAUUUUGUUCCUCUCUUAGCCUAUAUAUUUUUCUCUUCCCUAUGGGUUGUAAUUAUUGGAGAAUAAAAUCCUUCCAAUAAAUAUAAGAAUUUCAUG
Messenger RNA from Diospyros lotus (date-plum), 1069 nucleotides. Its product is annotated as RING-H2 finger protein ATL39-like. The record is from RefSeq and is a predicted model, not a curated record. The transcript has a single exon. Lineage: Eukaryota; Viridiplantae; Streptophyta; Magnoliopsida; Ericales; Ebenaceae. Bases 364 to 846 code for a protein of 160 amino acids.